This is a messenger RNA of Salvia miltiorrhiza (redroot sage), 426 nucleotides long. Its product is annotated as cysteine-rich receptor-like protein kinase 10. Bases 1 to 426 code for a protein of 141 amino acids. The transcript has 2 exons. NCBI's taxonomy places the organism in Eukaryota, Viridiplantae, Streptophyta, Magnoliopsida, Lamiales, Lamiaceae. The record is from RefSeq and is a predicted model, not a curated record.
AUGGAAGGCAGAUUCUCAGAAAGAUCCGAUGUCUACAGCUUGGGAGUCCUUAUGUUAGAGAUAGUAAAAGGGGAAAAGAACUCACACUAUUACAAUCAUGAAUGGUCUUUGAGCCUCAUAGGAUGCGCAUGGAAAUUGUGGAGUGAAAAUAAUGGGUUGGGUUUUGCUGAUGAAAGCAUAGCAAGUGGAGAGAUGGAAGAAGAUAUAGUAAGAUGCAUUCACAUUGGGUUACUGUGUGUCCAAGAUUCUCCCAAAGAUAGGCCUAUUGUUCAAACAGUUGUGUCGAUGCUCAGCCGAGAAAUUGCUCAUUCCAGCUCCCAAGCAGCCAACCUUGGCGGAGAAGUGGCAUGGCUCGGCAACCGGUUCAAUAGAACCGGGAAGCCGAGUCGAAUACUCCAUGAAUCAGGUCACUCUCACUGUGCUUGA